AUGGCGCGGGCCGAGGACGGCGGGAGGCGGCCAGAGCAAGCGCGCGGGCCUGGCAGCGCCGGGAACGGGACUAGACAGGACGGGACGCAGCUCCUGGGAGGCGCUCCCCGGCCCGCGCGGGUCCCCGGCCCGCCCGGCGCCCCGCGACCCGCGCCGGCCGCGAACAAAGCGUCGGGACAGCGGCGCCGGGCGGAGGCCGGGCUGAGGUUCCAGGCUGUGCCGCGGCCGGAGCUGCGGGAGCUUCCUGGCCGCGGGAAGGGGCCGCCAGAUCCUGGGACCCCGCGGCCCCUCGGGCCGUGCAGGCCCACGCCCCUCCCCCGGCGGGAAGAACACGACGGGGAACCACCGCCUCUUUUAGGAAACUGGGGACGGAAACUCGCCCGGGCGCGGGACCCCCAGCCCGUUCGGGGGAGGAGGCGGCCCCAGCAGGCCGCGCCUCCGGCUGGCUGGGACCAAUGUGGACUGGGGGCCGCGGUGAUUGGUCUGGACGGAGCGCAGGCCCGCCCACCGCGCGCUCCCGGGUCAGCUCCCGCCUCGCAGCAGAGCCGAGGGCUCCCUCUGCGGGUCCAGCCGAGACGCUGUCGGGUCGGCGGCGGCCGGCCACGCCCCCUCCUCAGACCCCCGGCGGGCGCUUCUCCAGCCGGCGGGUUUGGGUACCAGGUAGACUGA
Lontra canadensis (Northern American river otter) is the source of this 669-nucleotide messenger RNA. Its product is annotated as proline-rich protein 2-like. The record is from RefSeq and is a predicted model, not a curated record. The transcript is spliced from 3 exons. Bases 1 to 669 code for a protein of 222 amino acids. NCBI's taxonomy places the organism in Eukaryota, Metazoa, Chordata, Mammalia, Carnivora, Mustelidae.